UCGGACUUUCGACACUUUUGUGACUGCGGGGUGCUACGAGGUGCUGCGUUCGCGGGUGGGUUCGGGUCCCCUCCUGUAGGUCCUCCCGCGGGGGCCCGCUGCUUGGGGGUGGUGGGGGUGGGACAAAACACCUUCCUCUGCGGCCUAGUGGCGCCGGGAACGUAGACUCGGCGACCACGGGGGCCGAGCGCCCGACCGGGCCUCGGGCGCCUCGCCUCAGGCCGGUUCCGGGUGUCUGGUCAGUCUCAGGGCGUUUGGCGAUGGGAUUCUCGGGUCUUGUACUUAAGCUUUGAAAAUGGGAGACGUCACAGUUUUGCUUUUCCUGGAGACAAGGGGAGAAUGAUACCGCCUAACUUACUGGAUUGUUGUGAGGAGUAAAUGGCUUCAUUUGUGCAAAGGUGCUUAAAAUAGUACCAGGCGCGGGGUAAUCUGCACAGUGUAAAGAUAGCUAUUAUUACUGUUGCUAUUUCUAACUAGGACAGCACUUUUUCUUCAUUGAUUAGCCUUGGUACUGGCUGUUGUCUUUUGAAUUUUAGUGCUAUUUAUCAGUUCUCUUUGUAAUGGAUGACUUCUGUAUUUUAGGAGGGAAAUAAAACAUUAUGGAAAAGAGCCUAUCCCACAGCAAAGACUAAAAGUGGUUUGUGUAGUGUCUUUGAUGCUCAGACUCACAGAGUUUUAAAAUCCUGGGGAUUCCUUUUUUCUAUUAUUUUUACUUUUUUUUUAGUGGGAGGAGAAGCUUGAGAAACAGGAGGAGCAUCUAACAGUGAAGAAGGAUAAGGACCCUGGUGUAAGCAGACAUUGCUGUUUUGCUCGGUGCUGCGAACCUGCCAGCUUUCUGACCCUCAGCAAGAACCCUCACAAGCUUGAGACUCACAUGGAUGGCUGAUAGAUAGAACUGAUGAUAGGUAGAUUGGUGGUAGAUUAGAGAUAAUUAGAUCUGAAACUGAGUUCACAACUAAUACCCUUUGUUCUUUUCACAGGUUUUUAAAGCUAAUAUUGACCAUACACAGUUUACCAUUGUCAUUGAGUUGAUGCCUCUUGUGGUCUUUGAAAGUCCUUUCAUCUUCCUUUUUUUUCUUAAGGAAUUUGGAUCUUUAACCUCCUCAGGGUGUUCAGGGAUCCCUGUAGCAUUCUUUUCUCUGUUUGUAACUUAACAAAAAAACAAAAACAAAAACCUUGUCUUUGGUUUACUUAUUUGGCAAACACUCUUGGCAUGUUGGUAACCAGCCUUCUGGUCCUGUACCUUUGUACUCUGCCCAGUUGGUGAGACUCCAGAUAGGAGAGCUGACGAAACGUGAGUGCGUGAAAUGGUUAUUAAGAAUGUAUCAGUGUUCGUUUUUCUCCCUACAGCCUCUCCCAAGAGCACCACCCCCAUCCAGCCUCAACUCUACUCUUGCCUCCCUUGACCCCAACAAAAUGCUUUGGACUAUACUCAGGAAAAAAAAAAAAAGAUAGAAUUUUGUUUGCUAUUUAAAAUUACAUUAGUAAAGACUUAAAUGUGAGUCAGAGAGAAACUUCAACUCACCUGCAAUAGUGAAUGCCCAUCAUCCAGCCGUAAUCUUGUAGUCAUCUCUAGUCAUGCUUUUCCAGCCUGUCCCCGUUCUGCCCGUUCCUCCAUUUGUCCUCAUCUCCCCCCCUUUUCCUCCCUUUUCCUGCUCUCCUUCCCUUCCUUCCUUUUAUUCUUUUUACAGCAAACUAGAGUCCAAGACAACAGAUCCCUUCAUCUGCAGGCACAGCAGUGUGUUAUAAAGUAGGAACUUUAAGUUAGACAUACUAUCACUUACAGAAUUGACAGUAAUUCCUUAAUAUUGUAUUCGUGCUUUCCUGAUUGGCCCGUAAGUGUCUUUCACAGUUAAAGCAUACUGUGUUUAAACUACAUAGCAUGCAUAGAACCGUUGUCCCUUGUAAUCCACAUUAGUCCACCUUCCUUUUGCUUUCCUCUUUAAAAGUAACAUUUAUUUGUGGGAGAACUUGGGUUUUCAGUAUUCUCACAUCAGCUGCUUUUAUUCUACUGACACUUUUGGAAAAAAAAUCUUAUCUUUAGCUUCUUAAUUCUCAAACUUGGCAUUUUGGAUCACACAGUAAGUUCUCAGAUACUGAGGCCUGUGACCCACCCCCAGAGGCUAGUUCAAUUCACCUUGGCUAUACAACUAUUAGGAGGCUUCCCAGUGGUUCUGUUUCAUAGAAUAACUUUAAUACUUUUAAUAUGUUCUUGUGUUUUUACCUGUACAUGAGUUCAUGGAUAUAGAGGCUUGAUUAAAUUUAGGUUUACUUAUUUGAAUAAAAUUAUAUUAUUUCAGAUCUCUGUGACAGCUAACUAGGAAAUAUUUUCUAAUUCUUUGUAAGAGUUGAUUUAAUCCUCACCCACGUGUGAUGGUUCACAACAGUACUUUCAACUCUUGGGAGGUGAGGCAGGAAGAUUGCCAAGAGGAAAAAGAAAAAACAAAAUUAAUGAAUCAAGUUUACUGAACUUCUGUCACCUAUGUUAUCCCAUAAAUCGUAGAAAAUUGGAGUGAGAAAUAGAAAUUCAAGUGGGCAUAGACUUGGAACUGUCUUUCCCUUAGUAAUUCUAGCUUGCCUGUUCUGAUCUCAUCUCACUGUGUAAAGAGGGAUAUACUGCCAUUUCAGUGUACCCACAGAACUUUGCAGUCAGUCCUAGUUUAAAAUCUAGCUUGAAUCCUUCUGAUUCAAAGGAAUCAGAUCUUCUGUCCCUUUUAAGGUGCCUCGGAUUCUCAGCUUCUGGGAAGCUGUGAAAAACUGAGGCACUGACUAGUUAAUAUGUGACAUUUCCAGGGUCAUACAUCUGAUAAUGAUAGGGAAAGGACAUUUGUAAAUGUUGUCUUAUUAUAGUGGCCAUGUUCUAACUCAGAUGGGAUUCUCAACCAGCCUUCUCUGUCAUGCAUGAUGCCAACUUUAGCUCCCUGUGAGGCAUAUUGGGCAACUACUGAAUGCCCAUUUAACACUUACAGCUUUUGAGGUUACACAGUGAAAGAAAGUGAGGGUGCUUCCUUUACUCAUUUUGUAUGGGUCAGAGAUCUCCAGUACAUCUGCCUAUCCAUCACCUGUCCAUUGUCCAACCAUGGAAAUAAGCUUGCCUGUCUGUGUCCUCUGAAGGCAGUCUUUGUCCUUAACUUCUUACCUGCUCUAAGUUUUCUAUAAGCUUAUAACACUGAGAUGUAUCAGCCAGUUUUCCAGUUUUGAAGUUUUAUAUUCGUGUGUAAAACAUUUGUAUAUGGUGUAUGUUUGUGUUCUGAUGUUUGUGCAUGUAUGUAUACUGGUACAUGCACACAUGUGUGAACAUGGAAGCCAGAGAUCGGUAUUGAAUGUCUUCUUCUAUUGCUUUCCACCUUUAUUUUUAUUUAAUUACUUAUGUUUUGGAGACAGGCUCUCUCACUGUACCUAGAGCUCACUAGUUGGGUAAGAGUUGGUUAACAAACUCUAGGGAUCCUCUCAUCUCUACAUCCCCAAGGUUGGAAUUACAGAUGCUUGCCACAAUUUUACACAAUUGCUGAGGAUCUGAACUCAGGUCCUCAAGCUUGUGUAGCAGGUACUUUACUGACUAAGCUGUAGUCCUAGCCUCUACAUUUGGACUUUUGAAAUAGUGGUUUAUAGUACCCAAGGUCACAUUUAGCAACUGGAGGUGCUAUUGUCACCUAGUGGGCAGAGACCAGGAGGGCUGCUAACCAUUCUGAUACCAUUCUGGUAGUCCCCUCUUUUUUAUACCAUAGAGGUAACCUCACUUAAAUGCCUGAAUUUGAGAAAAAUCGCCUUGGAAUGAAUUUUAGUAAAAAGGCAUUUGCAUUUAUUUAGUCUUUUCUCUUACACAGUAAUUAUUCUCUUUCUACUAUAUAUUAAUACCUGAGAAAUAGGAAAACAAGGUGAGGACAGCUGUUUUCAAGAAAUUCACAAUCCAGUGAGAUAGACUAUUUUUUUAGAAAGAUUGUUUUAGUAUAUAUAGGGCCUGAAUUGCCCUAGAUUUCGCUAUGUAGACCAGGCUGGCAUUGAACAUGCAGCUGUACUCCUGUCUCUGCCUGAUGAGUGGCUGGGAUUAUAAGUAUCCUCCAUCAAGCCUGGCUGACAAGUUUUAUUUGACAUUUCCCAAAGUUCCAGCAGGGGGUUGUAUGUUUACACAUGCCCUGGUUAGGAAUUUUAGAUCACUGUCUGAUUGAAGCUUGGGAAAAUAGGGUAGGGAAAGCAUUCCUGUGUGUUUACUCUGCUGGAAAAAAAAAUAUUGCUAAUAGCUGUGAGGAUAGAGAGACAUUGCAGGGUAGAACAGAUUGGAGUAAAUGAUCCAUGUUGAAACUGAGAAGAGGCAGUUACAAGAUUAUGAGGAUGCCUACGGGUAGAGCUGCUGCAUGUAGAGAAUGCUGCAAUGGGAAAGUGUGAGAGAGCAAGAGAAUUAGCUUUGUUUGAAGCAUAUUGACUUAGGUUUGUUUGUAAAAUUUCCACUUAGAAAUAUCUGGGCAGCAACUCAAGAUAGGGUUCAAGAGUCCUUAUCUAAGAAAUAGGAACUACAUAAAAUCUUGCAAGGGACUCAAGAAUAUGGGGUGGGGGGUCAAGAACAUAAUGCCAGAAUAAGUAAGAAUCCCAUUCUUACUUAGGAGGAGAAAGGCCAGUAAACUACUGUGAUGUUAAUGCACUACUUUAUUGGUUGAUAAUAAUAUACUACUCUCCACAUGCUAACCAUUGUUCACAGUGCUCACAACAUUUCUGUUGUCCCUAACCUGCUAACAUGAGGAAAUCAGGGCACAGAGAUGUGUGAUUUACCAAAGUUACCCAUUUGGCUUGAGUCGAACCAGAAUUGAGACCAGGAAUCCUAGCUUGGGAGUCUACAUACCUAAUCAGACUGAAGGAGGGCAUUGACGAGAAAAUAAGGAGGCAACAGAAGGAAAAAGGUCCAUAACCCAGGGAUGAAAUAAAAACAGUAACUUCGGCCUGGUUACCUGAGCAGCCAUGGAACGUAGGAACUGAAAGAAGGUUUUUUGGCUACCAAGGUGUAUGGUAUACAUCUCUAUUGAAACCUUGGCAGAAAACUAGAGUUGGAGUCUGGAGGGCUUUGGCCUUGAAGCGUAGCCAACUGAAUAAAUAGGACCUUGCCCUCAUGGAACUUUUCCUAUUUUCUAGAUGCAGAACACAAGAUUUCUGUUUAUGAUGCUAGCUUGACAAGCUUAAGUCUGCAUGCACCUCAUUGUUACUUUACACUAGUGCACAUUCUUUUCCUAAGCAAACCACAUUUUUCAUUUACUUUUGGUGUCUCCCUGUGGAUUUGAAUAAGAGCAGUGAACACUAGUCAUGGCACAGCCUGAAUGCUCUCUCCUGUUUGGAAUUUCUUCUGCUAAAUUACUCCAUUUUUUUUAAUUGACUCUGAAGUUCUCUUAGCAAGGACAGAAUGCAGCCAGAUACUUUGCCGGGAUGUAAACAUAAACAGAUUUUACCAGCUAGGCCUCCACUGCUCACUUAUUUCUGGCAUUCUGGAAUUCCAAACUCCCACCAGAAUGGCCUGUUAAGCUUUACUUGUAUCCAUAGGGUCGUACCCUACAGCUGCAAACUCUUCUCUCCACAAACCAAUCUAUAGUUGUAAGAAACACGGGGUCACGUUUAUCACAGCAGUGGCCUCUGCUCUGGACUAGUUACAGUAGUUACUUUCUUGUUGCAAUGACAAAAUAUCAAAAGAAGCAGACAAAGAACAAGUUUAUUUUGGUUGGCCGUUUGAGGGUACAAUCCAACAUAGAAGCAUAAACUCAUAUUCUGUCUAGUGAGGAAGCAGAGAGGUUCGCUACUGCCCCACUUGCUAUCUCCUUGACUGGGACCGGAAUCCACGGAAUGAUGCCACCCACAGUCACAUAUGAUUCUAAAUCCCCCAAGAUGGUACAGAGACAUUUGAACGUGGGGAUCUCCUCAGCUGCUCCUUGGCAGUUUCCUUGGGGUCCUGGGCCUAGGAGGAGGGGAGCAUUUGCAACUAUAGUGGCUUAUAGUUAUUUCCACCUCUCAGUAGUCUUUUACAGAAAUACAACUCACAACUACAGUAAACGGGAGAACUGCUUGGUUCGGGAUGGCUAGAGAAUCAAGGGAAAGCACAACCCUGGACUCACACUCUGCAGAGGACCAGAUGGAGCUCCUGGUCAUAAAGGUGGAACAAGAAGAAGCCUCUCCCUUGGCAGAGGAGGCCAGUUGGCUGGGCAGUCCUGGGCCCGACCGCUCCCGCCAGCGUUUCCGCGCUUUCCGCUACCCAGAGGCAGCCGGGCCCCGGCAGGCGCUGAGCCGGCUCCGCGAGCUCUGCAGACAGUGGCUGCGGCCAGACAUGCACAGCAAGGAGCAGAUCCUGGAGCUGCUGGUGCUGGAGCAGUUCCUGACCAUCCUGCCAGGGGAGCUGCAGGCCUGGGUGCGAGAGCAGCACCCCGACAGCGGGGAGGAGGUGGUGGCGCUGCUGGAGUACUUGGACAGGCAGCUGGAUGAGACACCUCCACAGGUUCCAGAUGACGACGAUGGGCAGGAACUCCUUUGCUCCAAGGCAGUACUGUUCACAUCAGCUCAGGGCUCAGAAAGUAGCCAGAUGGAGCCCAUGGAGCCUCUGCUUAAGCAGGCGUCUUUGAGAUCCCUGCCCUCAGAAGUCAGAGUCACCCAGGGGCACUGUGGAGAAGAUGGAGUGACAGCUACUAGGCUCACAUCAGAGCUGCAGGGGUUGCUGAAAAUGGAAGAUGUAGCCCCAGUCCUUUCCCCCAGAUGGGCAGAGCAGAGUUCAUCUCAUUUGAACCUCUACAAAGAUGAGAUGCAGGAAAACGCUGGCAGCCUGGUUUCCCUGGAUCAGGACAUGCAGACUAAGGUUAGGGACUUGCCUCGAGCUGAAGAAUACAGGGAACAAAAGCCUGAGCAGACAGUGUGCUUCCUGGGUGAAGACACUGUCCAGACUGCUACAGGUGCAGAAGCCAGUGAGCAGGAAGGCAAGUUACAGACAACACAGAAGAACACCACAGGAAACAGGCGGUUCUAUUGCCGUGAAUGUGGGAAGAGCUUUGCUCAGAGUUCAGGCCUAAGUAAACACAAAAGAAUCCACACUGGAUUGAAACCCUAUGAAUGUGAGGAGUGUGGCAAAGCCUUCAUUGGAAGCUCAGCUCUCAUUAUUCAUCAGAGAGUUCACACUGGUGAGAAGCCAUAUGAGUGUGAAGAAUGUGGUAAGGCCUUCAGUCACAGCUCAGAUCUCAUCAAGCACCAGAGAACCCACACUGGGGAAAAGCCCUACGAGUGUGAUGACUGUGGGAAAACCUUCACUCAGAGCUGCAGCCUCCUUGAACAUCACAGAAUUCACACCGGGGAGAAGCCAUACCAGUGCAACAUGUGUCCCAAAGCCUUCAGGCGUAGCUCACAUCUCCUGAGACAUCAGAGGACCCAUACUGGGGAUAAAGAUUUUUUUGUUCCAGAGCCUUACUGGGAAAGUCAGAGUAGGGUGGAAAGCCAUUGGGAAAAUAUUGAAACUCCUGUGUCUUAUCAGUGCAAUGAUUGUGAGAGAAGUUUCAGUAGGAUUACAAGCCUUAUUGAACACCAAAAAGUACACACUGGUGAGAAGCCCUUUGAGUGCCAAACCUGUGGAAAAGGCUUCACCCGACCUUCAUACCUUAUUCAACAUCAGAGAAGACACACAGGGAAGAAAACUUCUGUCACAGUGACCCCUGCUGUACAUUCCGAAGUUGGUGUUCAACUGUCAUUGAACUGAAGCUACUCUGGAGUUCUUUUGUUUUUUGGUUUUUUGGUUUUUUUCAGUCUGGAGUUCUUAAUGACUACAGAAGUCAUAGACUGAGGCUCUAUUUGAUAAUGUACAUCCUCAGAUAUUAGGAAUCUGGCUAAGGCUUAUCUUCUACAUUCUAGAAGGUGACUAGAAAAAAAAACAACUUAUUUCAUGAAAGAGUUGUCUGCAAGAGUUCUCACCCACUGGAAUUAAAUGGGCUUCCUGACUAUCAAAUUGCCUUCCCUUGGCCUGCACUUCAUGUCUCUUGAGGGAAUGGUUAUGUUUCGGGGGUGUUACUCUGAUCCUUCAUUAGGCUAAUGAGCCCGUCACAUGUGGUCAGACUUGGAACUCUUAUGUCCUGCUUUGUGCCUUGUAUACAGGUGCUAAUAAACAUUUAUUAAAUAUACUGGUGAGAUUUCCUACAUAGCUCUGAAAACCCAUUAUCUGGAAAUUCUCACCAAGGCCAUUUGUAUAUCUUUAAAAAAAAAAAAAAGAUGAUGUUUUAGAUUGAAUCAAUGUAGUACUGCUUUGCUUUUGUUUUUUGGCCAAGUACCCCAACUUGGCAGGGCAGAGGUGAAGGUAAGGUUACUGUGCUAGAAUCCUUUAAUUCUUUACCUAAUUUAGGAAUUCUGUGAGAGUGCCUUAAACAGCUUUCUUAGCAUUAAGUCAUUGUGAAUGUGCCACCCAUGGAAUUCCACUAAUAUUUUUUUCCUGUUAAUUUUGUUACUCUUGAGAGAACAAAAAAGAAAAACUUUAAAGAAAAAAAAACUUUCCUACUCAUGUAGUGUAAAAACCAGUUUCAGAAUAAAGUGAUCAAUGUCUAAA
Mastomys coucha (southern multimammate mouse) is the source of this 8548-nucleotide messenger RNA. Its product is annotated as zinc finger protein with KRAB and SCAN domains 3. The transcript has 6 exons. The coding region runs from base 6053 to 7711 and encodes 552 amino acids. Lineage: Eukaryota; Metazoa; Chordata; Mammalia; Rodentia; Muridae. Gene Ontology annotation, biological process: regulation of transcription by RNA polymerase II. The record is from RefSeq and is a predicted model, not a curated record. Gene Ontology annotation, molecular function: DNA-binding transcription factor activity, RNA polymerase II-specific; RNA polymerase II cis-regulatory region sequence-specific DNA binding.